This is a messenger RNA of Mercenaria mercenaria, 4989 nucleotides long. RefSeq lists its product as uncharacterized. Lineage: Eukaryota; Metazoa; Mollusca; Bivalvia; Venerida; Veneridae. The record is from RefSeq and is a predicted model, not a curated record. Gene Ontology annotation, molecular function: protein binding. The transcript is spliced from 3 exons. Bases 51 to 2345 code for a protein of 764 amino acids.
GCAAAUCGUUCACUUUCUACGCAGAGUUGAUAGCUAGAAGGGCAGCUCGGAUGAUUUUACUUUUUAUUAUUCUGUUUAUUGUUAGAAGGCACCUUGCAGUAUGUAGUACAAGAUACAGCACAGCUGCACAGAUUACAGUUCAGAGGGCGAUUGUGUGUGUAAACACAGAUAAGAGACAGAUACAUUGCUUGGUGAAGGUCACUGGUGCCAUUACAUCACUAAUGUUUAAAGCUCCUGAAAUUUAUCAAAACCUGUCAGUUAAACUGUCAGACGUACUUGAUGAGAUUGGGGUGAAUGAGACAAUGGUGAUGAAUAGAAGAAGAACAUUCCUACUGAGAGAGACUAUGGAUACAGUUAAACGGAGAGUUUUCGGUAAUCCAUUCAUUAUUUACUAUCUAGGAAGUCAGUCAGAGGGAACGACUACAUUGGGUCUACAGUCAGACUGGGAUAUUCUGGCGCCUGAUGGAACUGGGAGGAUUUUACAGGACUGGUCUGAAUGGAGUCAUAGAAGUUGCAAUCUGCUGAUGAUAAAAGAUGAGAAAACGCCGCCAGGAUAUUGUUUACUACAACAGCUUCGAUCUGAUGUACCGGUUCCUGAUACUGCUGACGGAUAUGAUAACAAAUACUGGGUAACAGAUACACACGGAAGGUUACUUUUGAAAAACACCAUUCUUCAUAACAUUUUUCAUGGCAUCUCUGAAAAAGAUGAAGAGAAUCUAGGACCAGCUAGAUCAAUACAAGGUCGACCAGGCAUAUAUGAACAAGACAUUGUUUAUUCGAUUCAAUUUAAAUCAUGGCCAAAAGAAGCUAGAACUUUUUUAAGCCGCCAAGGAGGGGAAACAUGGCCAACAGAAGAUAUGAUUAGAUAUAUCGAGGGAAGCAAAUGUUUUGUUGUAGGUACUGACAGCAAAGUCAGUGAAAAUGCAGGGUUUGAAUGGAGAAUAUCAACCUCUCUAGCUGAAAGAUGUCUUAUGUUCAGUUUAAAUAUAACACAAGUAAAAUGCUAUGUCUUGUUGAAAAUGAUUUUGAAAAACUAUAUAAAUCCUCAGUUCGAAGGAGUGAUUUCAAGUUUCAUUUGCAAAACCGUUUUGUUGCAUUGUAUAAGGAGCAAACAUCCAAGUAUAUGGAAGGAGGAUAACCUUUUGAAUGUUUUGUCAUAUUGCUUGUUAACAUUGCACUUCUGCAUUUUAAAUGCAAAUUGCCCGCACUUCUUUAUCAAAGGGAACAAUCUGAUGGCUGGCAAAUUUUCAUAUCAGAAGAAGCAUGAAUUAAUUGAACUGACCUUAAAUCUGGUACAAAAUAUUAGUAUUUUGCUUUAUGGGAUUCAGACUGAUGACCUAGGUCUACGUUUACAGAAUAAACUGAACACGAUACCUCAAUAUGAUUUAUUGUCCGGAGCUUUAAUUAAUGCGAUGAUAAGUGGUACAUUAAUCUUCCAAACGGCACAAAAUGAAAGUGACCAGCAUAAACUUAUUUUAUUACGUAUAACACAUGAAAGCUUAGAAGCUAAUAUACAGUUUCUGCGUAAACUGGUGUCGGAUUUUAUUGUGUACCAACGUGAAGGUAACGACUUGGAAAAGAGAGCCUACCGGCUUUUGACACCUCUGUUCUGCACUUCGCUAGGCUCUAUGAUAGCAGCGUACAACAUUCAGCAUGGCAAUGCCAUUUCUCCUCUGGCAUAUGCCUGGUUUUCAGCAGGACUCAACUCAGAUCUUGCUUCUAACAGACUCAAACUAGCGUCUGUAUUGUAUCGUGUAAGGGAUCUAGAACAGACAUUAUGUCUACUUACACAUAUAAGAGACAAAUAUGAAAUUGAUGUCGUUGUACCGACUUGCACCUGUUGUGAUUAUACUAGAAUUUCGAAGGAAAGAUUUUUAACAGUUUUAGGACGUCACAGUGAGGAAGCUAAAAGGCGUGUUGUGGCAUUUUGUGUAAGAUUUUUACCAUCUGAAAUUAAUUGUGUACCUAAAGAACUUCAGUAUGAAAUGUUCAGGUCUACAGAGGAGGAUCGGGUUCAAAGGCUUGAGAAAGAUGGUUGGAUGGAUUGGGCUGAAAUCGAUUCUCUCCCUUACCUAUAUUUUCUGCAAUACAAAACUUUUGGUCAGCUACAUAGAUAUGAGGAGCAGCAACACGCACUGAAUAGCCUUGUGUGGGUGACUGAAAAUGACAGGAACCUUUGCCAUAGAGAAACGGCAUUGAAUCUUUUAGGGCAAUGUAUGGAACAAGAGAACCUAACUGUCGAUGCGCUACGUUUCUACAGGAAAUCUCUGAGUAUAAGACAAAGAAAUAAUGCUGCAAGCAUACUUAUCUGUGUCUUAUUGUCGAAGCUUAUUAAUAACAAUUAAUCUGUUGCGUUGCUACAGAUGCAUUAGAAUCAACCGAAAACACAAUAGAUAUGUUGCACUGCUACAAAUGCAUAAUAAAAACAUGAGUUGCAAUUACUCUGUUGUGCCAGAGAUGCAUGAAAUCAACAGCAAUCACAAUCAGUUAAUUUGCUGCGCUGCUAAAGAUGCAUGAGAAUCAAAAGCGAUCAAAGUUUAUCUGUAGCGUUGCUUCAAAUGCAUGAAAAUCAAGAGUGAUAAUAACUAACCUGUUGCGCUGCUGCAGAUGCAUGUAAAUGAACAGAAAUCACUAAGGCAUCUGUUGCGCUGCUACAAGUGCAUGAGAAUCAACAUCAGUCGCAAAUAGAAGAUGCUUUUGUAGAAAAGCGCAUGUCUCUCCCCAAUGCAUAGUAGUAACAGGCAAGAAGGCAAUAGGGGACAGGAGCAGAAGUCCAAGAGACACGACGCUUGGCUGCAAUUGGGAUAAUCUACUCGGCAUGUCCAAGCAUCCCAAAGAGUUUCAACAUUCUGGGCCUAGUGGUUCUCAAGAUAUGGAUUGGAAAAGGUUUGGUUUUCCAUGUUCUGACCCCUGUAACCUUGACCUUCGAUCGAGUGACCUAAAAAUCAAUAGGGUCAUCUACUCUGCAUGUCCAAUUAUCCUAUGAAGUUUCAACAUUCUGGGUCAAGUGGUACUCAAGUUAUUGAUUGGAAAGUGUUUUCCAUGUUCAGGCCCCUGUGACCUUUAGCUCAAGUUAUUGAUCGGAAAGUGUUUUCCAUGUUCAGGCCCCUGUGGCCUUGAGCUUUGCUAUUACCCUAUGAAGUUUGAAGGUUCUGGGUCAAAUGGUUCUCAAGUUAUUGAUCAGAAACGGUUUUCCAAUUUCUGGCCCCUGUGACCUUGAGCUUUGAUCAAGUUACCCAAAAAUCAAAAAAGGUAAUCUACUCUACAUUUCCAAUCAUUCUAUGAAGUUUCAACAUUCUCGGUAAGUUUAUCUCAAGUUAUUGAUCAGAAAAGGUUUUCAGUGUUCAGGCCCGUUACCUUGACCUUUCAUCGAGUAACCCCAAAAUAUAAGGGGUCAUUUACCUUGUAAGCCGUAUCACCCAAUGAACUUUGAAGGUUCUAGGUCAAAUGGUUCUCCCAUUAUUGCUCGAAAAUGAAGUGUGACAGGCAGAUCGCCCCUGCAUCCUAGACCGUUGAUGGAGUGAAACCAAAAACAAUAGGGAUCAUCUACUCUGUAAGUCAUAUUACCCUUCUAAGUUCGAAGGUUCUGGAUCAAAUGGUUUUCAAGUUAUUGAUCGGAAAUAGAUUUCUAUGUUCAAGCCCCUGUGACCUUGACGUAUAACAGAGUGAUCCAAAAAUCAAUAGGGGUCAUUUUCACUGCAUGUCUAAUCAUCCUAUGAGGUUUCAUUAUACUGGGUCAAGUGGUUCUCAAGUUAUAGAUCGGAAAUGUUUUCCAUGUUCAGGCCCCUGUGACCUUGACCUUUCAUGAAGUAACCCCAAAAACAAAAGGUGUCGUCUACUUCAUACGCCCUACUACCUUAUGAAGUUUGAAGGUUCUAUGUCAAAUGGUUCUAUAGUUAUUGAUUGGAAAUGAAGUGUGACGGACACACGAACGGACAGGGCAAAAGCAAUGUGACUCCCCAAGUGGGCGUGGGGCAGAUAUAAUUACUCUCUGUUGCGCAGCUAAAAUGCAUGAGAACCAACCGCACACAGUUAAUCUGUUGCACAAACAGAUGCAUGAAAAUCAACAUCAGUCACAGUCAGCCUUUUGCAGAUGCACGAGAACCAACCGCAGUCACAGUUAACCUGUUGCACUGCUACAGAUGGAUAAAAAUCAACAUCAGGCACAGUAGAUCUGUUGCUCUUCUAUAAAUCCUUGAGAACUAACCACAGUCACAGUUAGCCUGUUGUGCUGUUACAGAUGGAUGAAAAUCAACAUCAGUCACAGUAAAACUGUUUCGCUGCUACAAAUGCAUGAGAACCAAACACAGUCACAGUUAGCCUGUUGCAAUGCUACAGAUGAAUGAAAAUGAACACCACUUCCAGUACAUCUGUUGCGUUGCUACAAAUGCAUGAGAUCUAACCACAGUCAGAGUUAGCCUGUUGCGCUGCUACAAAUGCAUGAGGACCAACCACAGUCACAGUUAGCUUGUUGCAUUGCUACAGAUGGAUGAAAAUCAACAUCAGUCACAGUAAUUCCGUUGUGCUGCUACAAAUGCAUGAGAACCGACCACAAUCACAGUUAGCUUGUUGGAUUUCUACAGAUGGAUGAGAAUGAACAUCAGUAACAGUAAUUCUGUUGCGCUGCUACAAAUGCAUGAGAACCAACCACAGUCACAGUUAGCCUGUUGCAAUGCAACAGAUGGAUGAAAAUCAACAUCAUUCACAGUAAUUCUGUUGCGCUGCUACAAAUGCAUGAGAACCAACUGCAGUCACAGUUAGCCAGUUGCAGUGCUACAGAUGGAUGAAAUCAACAUCAGUCACAGUAAUUCUGUUGCGCUGCUACAAAUGCAUGAGAACCAACCACAGCCACUGUUAGCCUGUUGGAAUGCUACAGAUGAAUGAAAAUCAACAUCAGUCACAGUAAUUCUGUUGCGCUGCUACAAAUGCAUGAGAACCAACCACAGUCACAGUUAGCUUGUUGCAUUGCUAUAGAUGGAUGAAAAUCAA